This is a messenger RNA of Zalophus californianus (California sea lion), 2636 nucleotides long. It is a transcript of the gene TPH1, whose product is annotated as tryptophan hydroxylase 1. Gene Ontology annotation, cellular component: neuron projection. The coding region runs from base 10 to 1344 and encodes 444 amino acids. The record is from RefSeq and is a predicted model, not a curated record. Gene Ontology annotation, biological process: serotonin biosynthetic process; aromatic amino acid metabolic process. Lineage: Eukaryota; Metazoa; Chordata; Mammalia; Carnivora; Otariidae. The transcript has 10 exons. Gene Ontology annotation, molecular function: iron ion binding; tryptophan 5-monooxygenase activity.
CAACUGACCAUGAUUGAAGACAAUAAGGAAAAUAAAGACCAUUCCUUAGAAAGAGGAAGAGCAACUCUCAUUUUUUCCUUGAAGAAUGAAGUUGGUGGACUUAUAAAAGCACUGAAAAUCUUCCAGGAGAAGCAUGUGAACCUGUUACAUAUUGAGUCCCGAAAAUCAAAGAGAAGAAACUCAGAAUUUGAGAUUUUUGUUGACUGUGAUAUCAACAGAGAACAGUUGAAUGACAUUUUUCAUCUGUUGAAGUCCCAUACUAACGUUCUCUCUGUGAAUCCACCAGACAAUUUUACUGUGAAGGAAGAUGGUAUGGAAACUGUUCCUUGGUUUCCAAAGAAGAUUUCUGACCUGGACCAUUGUGCCAACAGAGUUCUGAUGUAUGGUUCUGAACUGGAUGCAGAUCAUCCUGGCUUCAAAGACAAUGUCUACCGUAAAAGACGGAAGUAUUUUGCAGACUUGGCUAUGAACUAUAAACAUGGAGACCCCAUUCCCAAGGUUGAAUUCACUGAAGAGGAGAUUAAGACCUGGGGAACUGUGUUCCAAGAGCUCAACAAACUUUACCCAACCCAUGCCUGCAGAGAGUAUCUCAAAAACUUACCUUUGCUUUCUAAAUAUUGUGGAUACCGGGAAGAUAAUAUCCCACAAUUGGAAGAUGUCUCAAACUUUUUAAAAGAGCGCACGGGUUUUUCCAUCCGUCCCGUGGCCGGUUACUUAUCACCAAGAGAUUUCUUAUCAGGUUUAGCCUUCCGGGUUUUCCACUGCACACAGUACGUGAGACACAGUUCAGACCCUCUCUAUACCCCAGAGCCAGAUACUUGCCAUGAACUCUUAGGUCAUGUCCCCCUUUUGGCUGAACCUAGUUUUGCGCAAUUCUCCCAAGAAAUUGGCCUGGCUUCCCUUGGAGCUUCAGAGGAGGCUGUUCAAAAACUGGCAACGUGCUACUUUUUCACUGUGGAGUUUGGUCUCUGUAAACAAGACGGGCAGUUGCGAGUCUUUGGUGCUGGAUUACUUUCUUCUAUCAGUGAACUUAAGCAUUCACUUUCUGGACAUGCUAAAGUAAAGCCCUUUGAUCCCAAGAUUACCUGCAAACAGGAGUGUCUCAUCACAACUUUUCAGGAUGUCUACUUUGUAUCUGAAAGCUUUGAAGAUGCAAAGGAGAAGAUGAGAGAAUUUACCAAAACAAUUAAGCGUCCAUUUGGAGUGAAGUAUAAUCCAUACACACGGAGUAUUCAGAUCUUGAAAGACACCAAGAGCAUAACCAGCGCCAUGAAUGAGCUGCAGCAUGAUCUCGAUGUCGUCAGUGAUGCCCUUGCGAAGGUCAGCAGACAGCCAAGCAUCUGAUGCUGAGAGUGUCUUGAGUGUCAAUUCAGAGGCCUGUGGGUCAGCUCCUGCUUUUCUUGAAGACCUGGUUGUGGAGGGACAGCCUCCAAACAAUAUUCUCUACUCCUAUUCCUUAAUUAGUCCUUUGGAAAUUUGUGCCUGAAUACUGUAUACCACUACCUAUUAUUUUUUUGGUAACGGCUUUAGUGAAAUAUGAUUCAUAUACCAUACAAUUCACUGACCACUCAUUUUUUAUAGAGAAUUUUUUGACCCUAGAGAUAGAUCUAAUACCGGCUUGAUUCUCUUUUUCCUAAUCCUUCUUGAAUAAAAUGACUUUUAUGAUCACUUAAAAUGCCUGGAUGGGUAUCAUGGAGCUGACCCAUACUAUUACCUAAGAUCCUCUUAUUUCUAAAGUAUCUUACUUAUCAUUGAAUUUGUGCCAUGCUUGAUCACACUGACAGCCCUAAAUUUAAUAGGAGACCAGCUGUCUCCACUGCUAGCGUGGGCAGAAGUAUAGAGGCCUUUGCAUGUGAAGCAUACCUUGUAAAGAGGAAGUAGUCUAGUUUCAAGUGUGGUAUCUUGUAGGGAAAUAUGAGUAGCCAAAUUUGGAAAGGUUGAUUGGGGUAUAAUCCUCAAGAGCAGGCUAAGAAUUUGGGACUUUCUUUGGUAUGGAACUAGGGAGCCCCUUCCCAAGCGACCAUCCUCCUUGAGUAAAAAACUUUCCUUUCUAAGGCACUGCACGAUGCUGGUUUUGUUUUAGGUUAUCGGUUCUACUCAUGGGGCCAAGGGGAACAUGGGGCAGGCAGGACCACUUGCAAGGCCCUACACUCACACAUGCAGAGUAUUAUGAUGGGCUUUGUCCUCAGGUUAGCAGGAGGUGGUAUUGUCGUGAAAUGGAGAGUUCAAACUAAGACUGAUGAGAGAAGCACAAAGUUAAAGUUGGGAAAGCAACACUGAGCACUUCAUUUACAAGAUAUAAGUGAAGUCAUAAAUACAGAGGCAAGGCAUAGGGGUAGAGGGUGGGGAAACAAGUGAGGAAAUGGGAUGUAAGAAAGGUUAAGAAGACCAUUUUAGGUCUGACACCAAUAAUGCAAGGGUUGCAAGGACUGUUUUUUAUGUGCUGUUGGCUAUGUCAUACAGGGAAUGGACCUGAUAGAAGAGGGUGAAGCUGGAUUCCUGAAUACAUGCUGUCUGUUUGAUUUGUUCCUUUCCUCCUCCGCACACCCUCCUCAGGUUUCUGUUUCUGGUCCUCUUCUCUCUCUGCCAUCUCUUCAUGGGAAAUGUCAUCCACAUCCAUGACCUCAAUUCCUUUU